UUGGAUGCUGGACCACCCACCAACACACAUUCACCCACAAAACACCCCACCUCGCCAGGCGAUUCCGCAACAGGAUAAAAGAAGGCAGAUCAAACACACGCAGCUCAGUGGAUGUCACAUCCUCACAGAAAGCGGUUGGGCGGAAUUUCGGAAAAAUCAAAACAUAUACCACAGGAAAAUCAGUUAAAACACUCAGCGAAAGUGCCGCCAAGUGAAAAUGUUAAAUAUCUGCUAGAUAAGAAAAUCCAGCGAGUGACAAGUGAUUGAUAUCCAGCGGGGCAAUCAUCGGAAACCGGAAACUGCCAUCUCAAGCGAUUUCAAGAUGCGGUCAAGACGGCUUUUGGUCCUGCCGUUGCUGCUGCUGCAAUUAAUUUUCAACUGCCGAGAAGCUCAAUCACUGCCCGAUAUUAUCAAGAUUGGUGGGCUCUUCCAUCCCUCCGACGACCACCAGGAGCUGGCCUUCCGCCAGGCGGUGGACCGCAUCAACGCCGACCGAUCCAUCCUGCCGCGCUCCAAGCUGGUGGCCCAAAUCGAGCGCAUCUCGCCCUUCGACAGUUUCCACGCCGGGAAAAGGGUUUGCGGCUUACUGAACAUCGGUGUUGCAGCCAUUUUUGGGCCACAAUCCUCGCACACCGCCAGCCAUGUGCAGAGCAUUUGCGACAACAUGGAGAUUCCCCACUUGGAGAAUCGCUGGGACUACCGGCUGAGACGCGAAAGCUGCCUGGUGAAUCUUUAUCCGCACCCUAAUACGCUCUCCAAGGCUUACGUGGAUAUCGUGCGACACUGGGGCUGGAAGACUUUCACCAUUAUCUACGAGAACAAUGACGGCAUCGUGAGGCUGCAGGAGCUUUUGAAGGCCCACGGGAUGACGCCUUUUCCCAUUACUGUGCGGCAGCUAAGCGACAGCGGGGAUUACCGACCCCUUCUGAAACAGAUCAAGAACUCGGCGGAGGCGCACAUCGUGCUCGACUGCUCCACGGAGCGGAUCCACGAGGUGCUGAAGCAGGCGCAGCAGAUUGGCAUGAUGAGCGACUAUCACAGCUACCUGGUGACCUCGCUGGAUCUGCACACGGUGAACCUGGACGAGUUCCGGUAUGGCGGCACGAAUAUCACCGGAUUCCGGCUGAUCAACGAGAAGAUCGUCUCGGAUGUGGUGCGCCAGUGGAGCAUCGACGAGAAGGGCCUGCUGCGAUCGGCCAACCUGACCACCGUGCGCUCGGAAACGGCUCUCAUGUACGAUGCAGUGCAUCUGUUCGCCAAGGCGCUGCACGACCUGGACACCUCGCAGCAGAUCGACAUCCAUCCGAUCAGUUGCGAUGGCCAGAGCACCUGGCAGCACGGCUUCAGUCUGAUCAACUACAUGAAGAUUGUUGAGAUGAAGGGCCUCACGAAUGUGAUUAAGUUCGAUCACCAGGGCUUCCGCACGGACUUCAUGCUGGACAUUGUGGAGCUGACGCCGGCAGGCAUACGGAAGAUCGGCACCUGGAACUCCACGCUGCCCGAUGGCAUCAACUUCACGCGCACCUUUAGCCAGAAGCAGCAGGAGAUCGAGGCGAAUCUGAAGAACAAAACACUGGUGGUCACGACCAUAUUAAGUAAUCCCUACUGCAUGCGCAAGGAGUCGGCCAUUCCCCUGAGUGGCAACGAUCAGUUUGAGGGCUAUGCGGUGGAUCUGAUCCAUGAGAUCUCCAAGUCGCUGGGCUUCAACUACAAAAUACAACUGGUGCCAGAUGGCAGCUAUGGAAGUCUCAACAAACUAACGGGCGAAUGGAACGGCAUGAUCCGGGAGUUGCUGGAGCAGCGUGCCGACUUGGCCAUUGCGGAUCUCACCAUUACCUUCGAGCGCGAGCAGGCGGUGGACUUCACCACUCCCUUUAUGAAUCUGGGUGUGUCCAUAUUGUACAGGAAGCCCAUUAAGCAGCCACCCAACUUGUUCUCCUUCCUGUCGCCGUUGUCCUUGGAUGUGUGGAUCUACAUGGCCACCGCCUAUUUGGGUGUCUCUGUGCUGCUUUUCAUUCUGGCAAAAUUCACUCCCUAUGAAUGGCCUGCCUAUACGGAUGCCCAUGGCGAGAAGGUCGAGAGUCAGUUCACCCUGCUCAAUUGCAUGUGGUUUGCCAUUGGAUCGCUGAUGCAACAGGGCUGCGACUUUUUGCCCAAGUAAGUAAAUAAACCUUGAUUAGUUUUUUACCUUUUGAAACGUAUUUCUUGCAGGGCUUUAUCCACUCGCAUGGUGGCCGGCAUUUGGUGGUUCUUCACCCUGAUUAUGAUUUCCUCGUACACUGCCAAUUUGGCUGCCUUCUUGACUGUCGAACGGAUGGAUUCGCCCAUCGAAAGUGCCGAGGAUCUGGCCAAGCAGACGAGAAUCAAAUACGGCGCUUUAAAGGGCGGGAGUACGGCUGCCUUCUUUAGGGACUCAAAGAUCUCCACAUAUCAGCGCAUGUGGUCUUUCAUGGAAUCAGCUCGUCCCUCUGUUUUCACAGCCAGCAAUGGCGAAGGAGUGGAUCGGGUGGCCAAGGGCAAAGGAUCCUACGCCUUUCUGAUGGAGUCCACAUCCAUUGAGUAUGUGACCGAACGCAACUGCGAACUUACGCAAGUCGGUGGAAUGCUGGAUACCAAGAGCUAUGGCAUAGCCACACCGCCUAAUUCCCCCUAUCGCACUGCCAUCAACAGCGUGAUACUCAAGCUGCAGGAGGAGGGCAAGCUGCACAUCCUGAAAACCAAGUGGUGGAAGGAGAAGCGCGGCGGCGGCAAGUGCCGCGUGGAGACCUCCAAGUCCUCGUCGGCGGCCAAUGAACUGGGACUGGCCAAUGUGGGCGGCGUCUUUGUGGUCCUCAUGGGCGGCAUGGGCGUGGCCUGCGUCAUCGCCGUCUGCGAAUUCGUUUGGAAGUCACGCAAGGUCGCCGUGGAGGAGCGCCUAAGUGCGAUACUGAACGAAUGAGAAAAGUCGUAAACCCGGGACGAAUGGGUCUAGGACUCUAGACGGCAAAAUGGGUCUCGGGAGAUCAAUCAAAAAUGCUAGUAGAGAAAGGGAACGUGCAAUCCGGUAGAGCGUAUAUCAAGAGCAAUAGACGAAAUAGCCAAUUUUGGACAUCCCCAAAUCAAAUGUUUU
Messenger RNA from Drosophila takahashii, 3109 nucleotides. The record is from RefSeq and is a predicted model, not a curated record. Lineage: Eukaryota; Metazoa; Arthropoda; Insecta; Diptera; Drosophilidae.